Messenger RNA from Prorocentrum cordatum, 423 nucleotides. The record is from the annotation of a GenBank genome assembly. NCBI's taxonomy places the organism in Eukaryota, Dinophyceae, Prorocentrales, Prorocentraceae.
AUGCCGGGGGUUGCCGCGGUACUUCUUGCCGCGGCCUCUCUGGGGCUCGCUCGGGGAGCCGAGCCUGUGUCCGCGGCGAAGAUCUGCAUCGAGAACAGCGGGGCGUUUGUGCUGAGCUUCAAGAUGCAAGACACUGCGCAGUUCCCACCGAUGGGAUCUGGGGCACAAGCGCCCUGGUCCACGGCGGGGGAGCAGUCGUGCCAGGACAUGUCGUCGAUCCCCGACAUCGAGGAGGGGCACACGGUCAUGACGUUCGUGUACCUCCAGUGGGGCACUGCCCCUGUGCUGAGGUUGCCGCCUGUGACAUACAGCCUGGCGUCUGGCAGAUGGGCCGCCGCCAGUUUCACGUGCUCUGGCAAUGACGAAUCUGACGUGGACUGCGAGCUCUCAGGAGGUGCCCGCCGGCUCCAGAACUUGAUUUGA